CAAAAACUUUUACACAGCUCGUUUGCUGAACACAAUGAAUAAAAGAAUUAUAUUGAAUGGAGAAGAAGCAUUUGUGGUUCCCAGUAUUUUUAAUUGUAACAUACACAUCGUUACUUUUCAAAAAAACUAUCCAUAUAAAAAACUUCUCAAUAAAGAUAUAAAAUGGCCAAUGCAGUCGAAGAAACAUUAGAUUUGGUUAUUAUUGGAGCGGGAUGGUCUGGUCUUCUUGCCUGCAAAUAUGCAAAAGAAGAAAACUUAAAAGUGAGAGUUCUUGAAACGAGAGAUGAUUUAGGAGGAGUUUGGAACUUCAGUCCGGACCCUAACGUUGUUACUGUAAUGAAAAAUACAUGCACAACCUCGUCAAGUUCUGUUACAGAAAUAAGUGACUUUCCCAUGCCAAGUAAAAUAGGCAACUUUCCAAAACACAGCGAUAUAUGGGAAUACUUGAAUAGCUAUGCUAAGAAACAUGAUUUACGAAAAAACAUUCAUUUUAGUUGUCGAGUUUCAAAAAUAUUUAAAGAAAAUGGAGUGUGGAUUAUUUGUACUGAAUUAAAUUUUACUUACUACGCAAAAAAUUUAAUGAUCUGCACGGGUGUUCAUCAAAAAGCUAAUCGUAAAUUAGAAGAAACUUUAUUUAAAAACUACACUGGCGAGCUCCUUCAUUCAGGGUGUUUAAAAGAAUUUCGCAAAGAGCAUCAAGAUCUACGCAUUAUGGUUUUGGGUGGUGGAGAAACAUCUAGUGAUGUUUUGGAUGAGUGGUAUCCCCAUGUUAAAUCAAUUGUUUGGUGUAUUCCUCGUGGUCAACACUUUUUCCGAAAGUAUGCUAAAUUGCUCCCACACCGUGAACCGCAAGCACUCGACAAAGCUUCUUCAAGAGCUUUGAAACUUAUAUCACCUCAAACAAAAGGAAAACCAGGGCUAGCGUGGAUAUGUCGAUGGACCACCAGCGGGUCUUUAUUGGCUUAUGAAGGCCAUGGUAUACCUGAGUUUAGAAGCAACAACCAGUUUUUUCAUGCCUUUAUUAAUAAACAUGCGCAUGUACUAGAUUAUAUCGAUUACAAAAAAGUUAUUCCUAAAGGCCCUAUUGAUAAAGUUGUAGGAAAAGAAGUUUUUUUUGCUGAUGGUACAAGCGCAGAGGUUGAUGUUAUCAUUCAGUGUACUGGAUACCAAGUUGACUUUCCAUUUUUGCCAGAUGCCUACAAAUGUAAUUUUUCUGAUCUUUACAAGCUUGUUUAUGAUGUCAAUGAUACUUCAUUGUCAUAUAUUGGAUACGCUAGACCAGUCAUUGGUUCUAUUCCUGGAAUGGCUGAAAUGACAUCCAGAUGGGUAGUUCGAGUAAUCGCUGGUCAUGUAAAACUAGCAACUUUUGAGGAAAGAGCACGAGUAGUAGAAGAAGAUAAAAAAUAUUGGGAACAGUACUUUCAAACAACCUCAAGAAGGAUCACAACUUUGGUUGAAGCUUAUACUUAUAUCGAUUCUAUAGCUAAGCUUAGCAAUUGUUAUCCGGAUUACUGGGCACUUUUCAAAAAAAGUCCUAAAGAUUUUUUUACUGCAUAUUUUGCACCGUAUAACGGCUGCUGUUAUCGACUAAACGAGCCUGAUCAUUGCGAACAAGCUUUAAACACUUUGCGGCAUCACAGUAAAGGAACAAUUACCCCCUGGAAUUUGUUGACAAUUUUGUUUUUUCGGAUUAUUAUGUUUGAUUGGUUUUGCGACAUUCUUUGUAACAUUAAGUAUAAAAUGCAAACAAGUCCAUUAAUCCGAUAUGUUCAAAAAUGGAGGGUUAUUCGAUUUCUAGAUUACAUUUGGUGUACGCCUAAACGGCUUUUGUUUGAUAACAGAAGUAAACCACGCUAAAGAAAAAAACUAUUUAUAAUAAGAUACAAAUAAAUUACUUUAAACAA
Molecule: messenger RNA, 1904 nt
Organism: Hydra vulgaris (swiftwater hydra)
Lineage: Eukaryota; Metazoa; Cnidaria; Hydrozoa; Anthoathecata; Hydridae
Product: dimethylaniline monooxygenase [N-oxide-forming] 2
Molecular function (GO): NADP binding; flavin adenine dinucleotide binding; N,N-dimethylaniline monooxygenase activity
Source: RefSeq, a predicted model, not a curated record